This is a messenger RNA of Pistacia vera, 1671 nucleotides long. RefSeq names its product polyadenylate-binding protein-interacting protein 9-like. Bases 507 to 1448 code for a protein of 313 amino acids. The transcript is spliced from 10 exons. The record is from RefSeq and is a predicted model, not a curated record. NCBI's taxonomy places the organism in Eukaryota, Viridiplantae, Streptophyta, Magnoliopsida, Sapindales, Anacardiaceae. Gene Ontology annotation, molecular function: RNA binding.
GCCAUUUUUAACGUCCCUCAAUUUAAUACACUUUCAACUCUCUCUCUCCCUCUCUCACUACUCUCUCUCUCUUCUCUUUCUCUCUAAACAGACCAAACAAAACAAAAAUCAUCCAACAAAGAAAAUCAGAGUACAAAGUUUUUAACUUUAUCACUCUUAUUCUUCUUUCUAAUAAAACUUUCAUCUCCAUCAUCAUCUAUCAACACUGCCAUUUUCUUUCUUCUCUUUGUGUUAAUAAAAAAUAAUAAUCUUUUUGAUAUUUUGUUUUCAUUUCUUGAGAAAUUUUCCAUUUGGGUAUCUGUUUAUAGACUGCAUUUUAAUAAAUCAGAAUUGGGUAGUGUGUAUUUCUUGUAUUUGUUUUUCUUUACUGAGUGUUGAAGAAUAAAACUCCAAAAAAUAAAAAAAAAAUAAAAAAAUAAAAAAACUAAACUUUUGUAAUUUAAUUUGAUUCAUUUCUUUUGUUUUCUUGUAUUUACAUUCAAAGUUUUAUACCUUUUUUUGAUCCUAUGGCUGCUGUUGCUGAAAUUGCCGGUGAACAAACCGCCGCCAACACAACCACCACCACCACAACAACCAACACAAAAAACACCACCACCAACAACGACACCAACGAGAAGAGCAACAAUAAGUUGGAAUCGCCGAAAUCGGAUUCGGAAUUCAAUGUGCAAAAGCUGGUUGAUAUGUUCACAAAGUUGAAUCCUUUAGCUAAGGAAUUUUUCCCUUCUUAUUAUCAUCAAAACGGUGAUGAUCAGAACAACAAUUUUGCUAACAAUAAUAAGCAUUCUGCCAAUGAUAAUUUCCCCAGAAGGAGGAGAAACAAUUAUACUCAGGGAAGGAGGAGGUUGAAUGGGAGAGCUUUUAGAGCUCAACGAGAAGAUAGUAUCAGACGUACUGUAUAUGUUUCUGAUAUCGAUCAGAAUAUUACUGAAGAGCGGCUUGCUGGGUUAUUUAGUAGUUGUGGACAAGUUGUUGAUUGCCGAGUUUGUGGUGAUCCACACUCAGUUCUUCGUUUUGCAUUUGUGGAGUUUGCAGAUGAGCAUGGAGCAAGAACAGCUUUAAAUCUUGGUGGGACAAUGCUAGGGUACUAUCCAGUUAGGGUGUUACCAUCAAAAACUGCGAUUCUUCCUGUGAAUCCUACAUUUCUCCCUAGGUCUGAAGAUGAAAGGGAGAUGUGUUCUCGGACAGUUUAUUGUACAAAUAUUGACAAGAAGGUUUCUCAAGCUGAGGUUAAAAAUUUCUUUGAGACAGCCUGUGGCGAGGUUACUCGUCUGAGACUUUUGGGAGAUAAUGUGCAUUCAACUCGUAUAGCUUUCGUUGAGUUUGCUAUGGCGGAAAGUGCCAUCAUCGCUCUGAAUUGCAGUGGGAUGGUCCUUGGAAGCCAGCCCGUCAGGGUAAGUCCAUCAAAGACACCUGUGAGGCCUCGAGUUACUCGCCCGGCAAUGCAUUAGCUGACAAUUGAGUUUCUUAAGAUCCAUGGAUGGUAUCGGGUGACUUUACAAGUUGAGAGUAGUAACUUUUUGUGUUGAAGGGAUGGUGAAACUUCCCUUUGUUUCAGUAUUUCCAUCUUUUCCGUCGUAACACUAACUUUUUUAUGUGACUGAACAUAUGGUUACCUGCUUCUGAAUUGAAGUUUUUACCAGACCAUCUUUGAUCUUUUAAGAAAUUUUCACA